This is a messenger RNA of Camellia sinensis, 2720 nucleotides long. NCBI's taxonomy places the organism in Eukaryota, Viridiplantae, Streptophyta, Magnoliopsida, Ericales, Theaceae. The record is from RefSeq and is a predicted model, not a curated record.
AUUAAUAUAUUAAAAUUUCAAAAGAACAACGGAUGCAAACUCAGAAAAACCCUAGAACUCACAGAGUUCCUUGGCCUUUUUUCCUCUACUUUUUACUUUAGAGCUGUAUAUAAAGCUUCGAUUCAUUCACUAUUUAUGAGCACAAGGAAUCUAUCCAGAGAGUAGUGUCAGAAUCUUGCAGAUGAUUCUGGUUUCAAUCACUCUGGGAAGCUCGAAUUGAUUAAAAAUGACAAUUUUUUUUCUUUCUUUCUGAAUUCUGUUGUGUGUGUGUGUGUGUGUUGUAUGCACAUUUUUGAAUCAUUAGGAUUGGUCUGUUAAGAUUAUUGAAGGAGUGUUUUCACUGAUUUUUUUUUUGCCCCAAUUGAAAUAAUCGUGAUGGGUCUAGGCAGAGAAGGUAAUUAGGUAGUCAAUUCAUACAUAGGAAAGUUUUUAUGUGAACCGAAUGUGUAAAUUAUUCCAUUUCUAUUUUAUUCUUGGUUUCUUCUUAUGUGAGGUUGUUCUUUCUUUCUGGAAUCUAUGGAUUAUUAAGUGAAGAUUGGUUAGCUUAAAAGACCACCUAAAAAACAACUGGGUUUUGCCCAGUGGCGACUACCCGUGUUCGUCACUACUAGUAUUGAGACUUAGGCUUUGUUUGGGAUGUUGGUUAUUUUAGUAGGUUAUUUUAGUAAGUUAAAAUUUUUAUGUUUGGAAAGAUGGUGGAAUGUUUUUGUAGUUAGAUAUGUUGUUUGUAAGAGAAAAUAUAAAAUGAUUAUAGAUUUGAUGUGAUAUUUUGAUUUAUUAUAUUUUUGUGGAUUUUAGCAAUAAAAAGAAAGCCAAAAAUCCACUUGCCAAACAGGGCCUAGGAGGCCACGAGUUUGACUCCCCCGUUCCUCCCUCCCUCAAUGUACCCUGAAAAACAAGCUGGAGAGACCGUCUAGGUUUAAACUAUGCCUGAGCCAUUAAGGAUGAAAAGCAUAAAUUUUUCACAAAGAGCCUUGUAUAGUAUGAUUUAUAAUACUAGCUAGAGAAAUUCAGUAUAGUAACUUUUUCAAGAUCAAUGAUGGAAAAAUUAUCAUUUUGACGUUUGGUUGGCGGUGUAGCUUGGUUACCCAGUUUCCUGAUCUAUCACACUCUCCAACCUUUUGAAGGUCGUAGGAGCUGUGGUUAAAUUGAUGAUAUCAGAUAUUCGAUUUGAUUCCGUUCAAAAAAAGAAAAGAAAAAUAUAUUCAAUUUGAUUAACUGAAAAUGGCAUUCCAGUCUGAUACUCAUUCUCACAAAAUACAUAAAGAAUGGAAAGUAAUUUUGCAAUGAAGUGGAAUUUAUUUUAUUUUGCUUUGGAUAUUUUUGUACUAAAUGAAGUUUUAGAAGAAAAGUAAAAUGAUGGUUUUUUUAAACAUGUAAAUCUGGUAGGAAAUCUCUAUUGAAUGUGGCCACCGGAGGGGAGAAAUUAGUCUCUAUGCGUUAUAUUGUAUAGGUAGUCAAUCAGAUCACUCAGUUUCUUUAUAUAAUUUUUCAUUAUGGAGAAAAUUUAUCUAUAUUAUGUAAGGAUCAAGAACCCAUUCUAUAUGGAGGGACAACAUAAUUAUGAUGUCAUCUUAUGGGGUUUUUAUGGUGCACCACUUAUGCUUUCCUUAAGGAGGAAACAAAGUGUAAAUGCUCCAGCCUCUUUAUGUUUAUUGAUGCCUAUAUGAAUUUGAGUUUUACAUAAUUUUAAAUUUUGCUCUUAUAUUGGAUUUGGACAUUGACUGGAUUCACAUUUUUUUAGCAGUGAAUUUCUCAACAUGUAUGGGUGAGCAUUACAAAAUGAUUGCAGAGCCUGGAAUGCCUGAUGCAGAUAUGGACAACAAGAUGAUGGAAAAUUCAGUUGGAAGGGAGAUUUGUGUGUCAGAGGGUGGAGAAAUGUUCAAUUUAUAUGAUGAAAGAGAUUUGAUUGUUCAUGAAAUAGAUGGUAAUGUGGAACCAUGUAUUGGAAUGGAGUUUGAGUCCGAAGAGGCUGCCAUGGCGUGCUAUGAUGCAUAUGCAAAGCGUGUUGGUUUCGUCAUUCGUGUCGGUAAUUGCCAUCGUUCAAGCCGUGAUGGGUCAGUUAUCAGCCGUAGGUUUCUUUGUAACAAAGAAGGUUUUCGUGUAAAUAAUAAGAAAGUAAAGAGGCUCGAAGUUAGGAAGCCAAGGGAGAUAACUAGGGAAGGAUGCAAGGCAAUGAUAAUGGUGAGGAAAGAGAAGUCUGGGAAAUGGAUAGUCGCCAAACUUGAAACAGAGCAUAGUCACCCAUUGGGGAUACCUGCUGGAAAGGGUCGUCGUGGUACAAUUCAGGCCAGGCCUCAGGAUGAAAAGGAUAAGAAAAUUCGGGAGUUAUCAACGCAGCUUCAACGUGCAAACCAACAAUUGGCAGAAUGUCAAAAGCAACUGGACAUGGUUUUGAAAGAUAUAGAACAACACACCAGCCACCUUACAAAAAGUAUCCAAGAAAUAGUUGCAAAUGUAAAAGAAGUUGAAGAUGAGGAAGAAGACCAGUUAUAGAAAAGUUAGUGUAUUAUUGAACAACGGUGUUUAGAGGGUAUUGUGGCAUAUAGGUCUCAGGAAAGAUUUGAUGCAAUGGGCAAGCUCCUUAAAAGGCUUGAUGACAUUUUAAGAGCUGCAUCAGUUGUUGUAUAGGUUGGUUUUGGUUUGUUGUCCAAGUUCAAUUAAACUCUGUUUGGAUCGCCAAUUUAUAAAUCAAAAGAGGAGCUAUAAAUUAUUUUAAA